UUAAUAUUAAAAUAUUUAUAUUAUACUAUUAUACUAUAACACGAUAUAGAAUAAAAUUCUAAUUCUAAUUUUCUUAACUAAUAACUUAGUACUAUAAUAAUCAGAAUUACGCGGUCGCUCUCCGGUUAUCAUUGGAGGGAAAAGUUGAACACAUCCGUGUGAACGUUAUCUACGACAAUUUAUUAUCAUUAAAUAUGAUAGCGAAAUAGAGGUGAAUAGUGAAUACCGAAUUUUAUUAUUUUAAUGCUACGAAAAUUAUUUAUAUUUUAGGGACCUAUGGUACAAAUUUAAUAACACACAAAACGUAGACUGUAUUGUGUUGAAAUCAUCGUCCAUCGGAUUUGGACGUCGAAGUCAACGACAACAAACUUAAAAAAUAUCACUUGGUUUUUCUAGAAAUUCAUUUGGAUUCAUCUUCGAAGUCUUGUCAUUCGUUGGCAACGGAUUGCUAGUCAAACGAAAUCAUAGUGAUCGGUCACUGUCGCGUACCAUGAACAGAACCAGCGCGACUGCAAUCAAAGAACAUUACGAAGAGACGCGACCGGGAAUUAGCUCGUACUUGGACUGCUUGACUAGAUCGUACGGCACAGGUGUGGGCGCGCUGGCGUUCACGUUCGCCGUGGUGCACGUGACGCAGCAGAUCGUCAUCAAGCGGUUUCCUGCGGUGCGCAGGACCCAUUUAGCCGUAUCCGCGGUAGCUGGUGUGGUGGCUUCGUACAUCGCGGCCAAGGACAAGGUGCGCAAAUGCAGGGACUCGUGGGCCGCUUCGCGCGAACAGUGACGGCCGUGCGACGCGGUCGUCUCGUCA
Molecule: messenger RNA, 808 nt
Organism: Melanaphis sacchari
Lineage: Eukaryota; Metazoa; Arthropoda; Insecta; Hemiptera; Aphididae
Exons: 1
Coding region: 491-781 (96 amino acids)
Source: RefSeq, a predicted model, not a curated record